Molecule: messenger RNA, 2092 nt
Organism: Apodemus sylvaticus (European woodmouse)
Lineage: Eukaryota; Metazoa; Chordata; Mammalia; Rodentia; Muridae
Gene: Tubb3
Product: tubulin beta 3 class III
Exons: 4
Coding region: 594-1730 (378 amino acids)
Biological process (GO): microtubule cytoskeleton organization; mitotic cell cycle; axon guidance
Cellular component (GO): microtubule; cytoplasm
Molecular function (GO): GTPase activity; structural constituent of cytoskeleton; GTP binding
Source: RefSeq, a predicted model, not a curated record
ACCAGUGAGCCAACCGUCCUGGGUGGGGCCAGGCUCCUGGAUUCGAUGUGUGACCUCAGACAAGCCAUUCUGCUGCUGGAAACGCCUGCGGUCCUUCACAGAUCCACCCGUGGGCCGCAUUGCCUGAGGCCACUGAGACAGCAGAUGUGACAGACUCCAUCAGUGAACAUGGCUUGCCCUGGCACUGAGGGGGGUCACACGGAGCAGCUGAGAACCUGAUGCUCGAUCUGCUCUGUCUUUCCUGUUCUUCAGCCUGCUCUGGGCAGCUUUCUACCUCUUGUGUGCCUCCGAUCCCUCUCCUGAAAAGACUAAAAUUGACCCCAGCAGAUUUCUACAUUUGCCUACAGGCAUAGAGCUGUGUAGAACCCACUGUGUCUCGAAUCCUGGUCCAUUCUGGGGGCCUGGUAAUGUCAGUCAGAUAGCGCAGAGAGCAGUUCUGGGAGGUCAUCAGUGAUGAACAUGGGAUAGACCCCAGCGGCAACUACGUGGGGGACUCAGACCUGCAGCUGGAGCGCAUCAGCGUGUACUACAAUGAGGCCUCCUCUCACAAGUACGUGCCCAGGGCCAUUCUGGUGGACUUGGAACCUGGAACCAUGGACAGCGUUCGGUCUGGGGCCUUUGGACACCUAUUCAGACCUGACAACUUUAUCUUUGGUCAGAGUGGUGCUGGCAACAACUGGGCCAAGGGGCACUACACCGAGGGCGCGGAGCUGGUGGACUCAGUCCUGGAUGUCGUGCGGAAAGAAUGCGAGAAUUGUGACUGCCUGCAGGGCUUCCAGCUGACACACUCACUGGGUGGGGGCACAGGCUCGGGCAUGGGCACCCUGCUCAUCAGCAAGGUGCGGGAGGAAUACCCCGAUCGCAUCAUGAACACCUUCAGCGUGGUGCCCUCACCCAAAGUGUCGGACACUGUGGUGGAGCCCUACAACGCCACCCUGUCCAUCCACCAGUUAGUGGAGAACACGGAUGAGACCUACUGCAUCGACAACGAGGCCCUCUACGACAUCUGCUUCCGCACCCUCAAGCUGGCCACGCCCACCUACGGGGACCUCAACCACCUUGUGUCUGCUACCAUGAGCGGAGUCACCACGUCCCUUCGGUUCCCUGGUCAGCUCAACGCCGACCUCCGCAAGCUAGCCGUAAACAUGGUGCCCUUCCCCCGCCUGCAUUUCUUCAUGCCCGGCUUUGCGCCCCUUACAGCCCGGGGCAGCCAGCAGUACCGUGCCCUGACGGUGCCUGAGCUCACCCAGCAGAUGUUCGACGCCAAGAACAUGAUGGCUGCCUGCGACCCGCGCCACGGCCGCUACCUGACCGUGGCCACCGUCUUCCGCGGGCGCAUGUCCAUGAAGGAGGUGGAUGAGCAGAUGCUGGCCAUCCAGAGCAAGAACAGUAGUUACUUCGUGGAGUGGAUCCCCAACAACGUCAAGGUGGCCGUGUGUGACAUCCCGCCCCGUGGGCUCAAGAUGUCAUCCACCUUCAUCGGGAACAGCACGGCCAUCCAGGAGCUGUUCAAGCGCAUCUCAGAGCAGUUUACAGCCAUGUUCCGGCGCAAGGCCUUUCUUCACUGGUACACGGGCGAGGGCAUGGAUGAGAUGGAGUUCACCGAGGCCGAGAGCAACAUGAACGACCUGGUGUCUGAGUACCAGCAGUACCAGGACGCCACUGCCGAGGAGGAGGGGGAGAUGUACGAAGACGAUGACGAGGAAUCGGAAGCCCAGGGGCCCAAGUGAAGCGGCUUGCAGAUGGGGUGCGGGGCCAAGUGGCAGCCAGGGGCCAAGGCAGGCAGCAUCUGUCCCCAGAGCCAUCUAGCCGCUGACACUGCCUGCCCCCAGCUUUGCCCCACCAGCUCUUAGGGCUCCCUAGGGCUCCCAGGUCAAAAUCCUUCAGUAUUUAUGGCCAUCCCCACCCUCGUGAGUCCACUUGGCUCUGUCCUCCCCAUUUUAGCCUCCUCUGUAUUUAUGUUGCUAAUUUGUCUGUUUUAUCGCGGCUCCGGCCUGAUGUUUUACGGUUUGUUUUGUUUUGUUUUUUACUGGGUUGUGUUUAUACUUGGAGAGGGAGGGUAUACUUAAUAAAGUUACUGCUGUCUGUCAGA